This is a messenger RNA of Erinaceus europaeus (western European hedgehog), 1527 nucleotides long. It is a transcript of the gene KCNA10, whose product is annotated as potassium voltage-gated channel subfamily A member 10. The coding region runs from base 1 to 1527 and encodes 508 amino acids. The transcript has a single exon. NCBI's taxonomy places the organism in Eukaryota, Metazoa, Chordata, Mammalia, Eulipotyphla, Erinaceidae. Gene Ontology annotation, molecular function: delayed rectifier potassium channel activity; protein binding. The record is from RefSeq and is a predicted model, not a curated record. Gene Ontology annotation, cellular component: membrane; voltage-gated potassium channel complex. Gene Ontology annotation, biological process: potassium ion transmembrane transport; protein homooligomerization.
AUGGAUGUGUGUGGCUGGAAAGAAAUGGAGGUUGCUCUCGUUAAUUUUGAUAACUCAGAUGAAAUUCAGGAAGAGUCAGGUUACUCCACUGAUUUUGACCCCAAAGGCCGACUAGGGAGCAGCCCUUUCCCUAACUGGAAGCUCCUGGUUAGUGACAGUACCCAUCAUGAGACUACCUUUGCCAAGCUCCCAGGAGACUACAUUGACCCCCCAGGACCCGAGCCACUCAUCUUGAGUGAAGGAGACCAGCGGGUGAUCAUCAAUAUUGCUGGGCUGAGGUUCGAGACCCAGCUCAGGACCCUCAAUCAGUUUCCAGAGACUCUUCUGGGAGACAGGGAUAAAAGGAUGCAGUUCUUUGACUCCAUGAGGAACGAGUACUUCUUUGACAGGAACCGGCCCAGCUUCGAUGGGAUUCUCUAUUAUUAUCAGUCAGGCGGGAAGAUCCGGCGCCCCGCCAAUGUCCCCAUCGAUGUCUUUGCAGAUGAGAUCUCUUUCUAUGAGCUGGGGAGUGAAGCCAUGGACCAGUUCCGGGAGGAUGAAGGCUUCAUCAAAGACCCAGAGACCUUGCUUCCCACCAAUGACUUCCACCGGCAGUUCUGGCUCCUCUUCGAAUAUCCCGAGAGCUCCAGUGCUGCCCGUGGUGUGGCUGUGGUCUCUGUGCUGGUGGUGGUCAUCUCCAUCACCAUUUUCUGCCUGGAGACCCUCCCGGAGUUCCGAGAGGAGCGGGAGCUGAAGGGGGUGAGGGAUCCCAGCCUCCACACCAGCAAGAUGCCCCUAUCCCACACUAUGUUCAGCGACCCCUUCUUCAUGGUGGAGUCCACCUGCAUUGUAUGGUUCACCUUUGAGCUGGUGCUGCGCUUUGUGGUCUGCCCCAGCAAGACUGACUUUUUCAAGAAUAUCAUGAAUAUCAUUGACAUCAUCUCUAUCAUCCCCUACUUUGCUGCCCUCAUCACGGAACUGGUACAGGAGACGGAACCCAGUGCCCAGCAGAACAUGUCCCUGGCCAUUCUGCGGAUCAUUCGGCUGGUGCGCGUCUUCCGCAUCUUCAAGCUCUCCCGCCACUCCAAGGGGCUGCAGAUCCUGGGGCAGACGCUCAAGGCCUCCAUGCGGGAGUUGGGGCUGCUCAUCUUCUUCCUCUUCAUUGGGGUCAUCCUCUUCUCCAGUGCCAUCUACUUCGCCGAGGUGGACGAGCCCGAAUCACAUUUCUCCAGCAUCCCAGAUGGCUUCUGGUGGGCAGUGGUCACCAUGACAACAGUGGGCUAUGGGGACAUGUGCCCCAUCACCCCAGGAGGGAAGAUCGUGGGCACACUGUGUGCCAUCGCGGGGGUCCUCACCAUCGCCCUCCCUGUGCCCGUCAUUGUUUCCAAUUUCAACUAUUUCUAUCACCGGGAGACUGAGAAUGAGGAGAAACAGAGCAUCCCAGAAGAGAUCGACAAAAUCCUCCACACCAUGGGGUCAAGAAUAGGCAGCACAGACUCACUCAGUAAAACCAACGGCGGCUGCUCUGCAGAGAAGUCUGGGAAGUGA